AUGAGCGUCUUUUUGCAGAUCGUCAGGUUAAUGUGCCUGACGGCGUGCGUUUUUGCGUACGACCCUGACGACGCUAUUUUGAAAGACAUCCUACUGCCGAAAGGAGAGUUCGAGGCGUUCUAUCUUAAGGGGAAUCAAGCGGAGGAGCAAAACGCAGUCAGACCGCCUCAUCUCCAUGGCUCGUUUCAUCAGUACCGAAAUCCAGCCCUGGUUGGCGCACCUAAUAGUGCCGCUUACGGCUUCCGUUUCGACGGAAAACGGCGUUUUAAUUACGAUUAA
Messenger RNA from Orussus abietinus, 279 nucleotides. RefSeq lists its product as uncharacterized. The transcript has a single exon. NCBI's taxonomy places the organism in Eukaryota, Metazoa, Arthropoda, Insecta, Hymenoptera, Orussidae. The coding region runs from base 1 to 279 and encodes 92 amino acids. The record is from RefSeq and is a predicted model, not a curated record.